Nasonia vitripennis (jewel wasp) is the source of this 2323-nucleotide messenger RNA. RefSeq lists its product as uncharacterized. The record is from RefSeq and is a predicted model, not a curated record. The transcript is spliced from 4 exons. NCBI's taxonomy places the organism in Eukaryota, Metazoa, Arthropoda, Insecta, Hymenoptera, Pteromalidae. Bases 1241 to 2059 code for a protein of 272 amino acids.
UCUCCCUCUUUCCCCAUACCAGAAAACUCCCUUUCCUCUCAAGAGUGGGAUGGAUCUCCCUCUCUCCCGCACACGAAAACAUUUCCACUCUAAGUGAUUUGCUAACCGAUGAAAAAGUGUACUCCCUCUCUCAAAUAUGUUUUUGGAAUGCCUAUAGCGUUCUCUAAUUUUCUGUUUCACGGAUUAGAAAUCAAUCCUUAUUGACGCAUGUAAGGCAUCCUCGAACCGAUGCCAAUUUCGGGAUUAGCUUUUGAGGAAAAUGUGGGCGUGUACCGUAGAAAAAGAUAAUCCUUUGAGGUGUUUGCUUUCUUACACACCUGUUUCACGGAUUAGAAAUCAAUCCUUAUUGACGCAUGUAAGGCAUCCUCGAACCGAUGCCAAUUUCGGGAUUAGCUUUUGAGGAAAAUGUGGGUGUGUACCGGGUGCGCACACCGACAUCCUUUGCUCAGGUGGUUGACAAUGCAGCAUGGUAUACUGAUCGAUGCCCUUUAGUUUUAGAAUAAGCGUUACACCUUUCAUACGAAUGCUGCGUAUUGCUUUGGAGAAAAAAUGUGGGCGUGUGCAGGUUGAUGCGCACGCCAAGGACCCCGCUCAGGUGGUUGACAAUGAAGCAUUGUAUAGUGAUCAGUUACACCUCUCAUGCGAAAGCUUCAUAUUCCUUUUGAGAAAAAUGCAGGCGUGUGCAGGUCGAAUAAGAAAUUAAUCCUUAUUGCUGUGUAAGGCAUCCUCAGACCGUUGCCAAUUUUUGGAAUGAGCGAUAUGUUUCUCUUGAAAACGUGGGUGUGUGCAGGUUGGUGAAGUGAUGAACCCUCAAAGCUGUUUUCCACGUUAGAGAUAAUUUUCGCACACACUUGAAACUGACGAUUCUUGAAGAGAUAAUCUUACGCUCAAUCUCUCUCUCUCCCUCCAAGAAAACGUAGGUGUGCACUCGAGUGAUUGAGGGAUGGUCAAAUUUUGUUGAGAGGGAGGAGAUUUUGAAAAUUCCGGUGGGAAGUGUCUAAGGGAGGUUCUAUGAGAAGAAAGUGGAAAUUUUUCGGCAAUUCGAAGGACUUUUGGCAAUUGAAGUGGAAAGGGAAGCUUCGCUGUCCACCGUAUUUAAGGACCCGGUGCAUUCUUCGUCAGUCAAUUCACUCCUCGUUUCCAAGUUCAUUCGGCAAAAUAGUGAAAAGUUCUCCCGCCUUCGAGUAUAACCCCUCAAGAUACACCGGAGUCAGGAUUUUUCUUGCAAGCUGACAAGAAAAUGUCACCGAAGAAGCUAAAUUCAUCAAUGCAGCCUUCUCGAAGCCGACGGAGUCUGCAGGUCGCCCAGGAGCGUAUACGUUGGCUGGUCGCCAACGCACCAACUCUCCUAACAAUGCUCGACUACGUCUCCUGGGCAAUGGACGUGGUCGAAACACUGCCACAACCACCAAAUGCUGCUUUGCAGCAAUUAGCACCGCGACGAUCUCCGACGGCUGACCUGCCACGACGAUCUCCGGCGGCUAACCUGCCACGACGAUCCCCGGUGGCUGACCUGCCACAACAAUCCCCGGUGGCUGAGCAUCCUCGACGAUCCUCGGCGGCUGACCCGGCGCAGCGAUCUCCGACGGCUGACCCGCCACGACGAUCCCCAAUGGCUGAGCAGCCUCAGAGAUCUUCGACGGCUGAGCAUCCUCGACGAUCCUCGGCGGCUGACCCGGCGCAGCGAUCUCCGACGGCUUACCCGCCACGGCGAUCCCCAAUGGCUGAGCAGCCUCGGCGAUCUUUGACGGCUGAGCAGCCUCGACAAUCUUCGGUGACCCGAAGAAGACGGUCUCGGUCGAGCUCAAGUUCUAGCUCGAGUUCGAGCUCGAGUUCGAGCUCUAGUUCGAGCUCUAGUUCGAGCUCCAGCUCUAGCGGAACAUCAUCUAGUAGCGCAUCAUGUACAUCUGUUAAAAGUAUACGCGAUCUCAAGCCGAUUCCUAAGAUCGCGUCCUCGAAUAUGAAGAGAAAAGUAAAUGAUCAAAAAGGCAACGAGCAGAAGAAGAAAAAGGCAGGAGAGAGAGAGAGACGUCACCAAAACCAGGAACAUCUACAAUGACUUCAGAGGUUACGAGACCAGUACCGAGACGUGGUAUUUUGCAAUUGAAAAGGACUGAUAGUAAACAGCAGCAGCAACACCAGCAACAGCAGCAGCAACAACAGCAGCAGCAACAGCCGUCACAGCAACAACAGCAACAACAGCAACCUCAGUAGCAACAACAACGCAAUUUACCGCGGAUUAUAGAUGAUGAGAUAAUAAUAGGUCACAUCAAUGUAAACAAAAUUUACAAAAAUUAUAAAAAAAAAAUAAAUUUAAAGAACU